CUCCAUCCAUCUGCGCCAGAUCCGCGCCUCGUGUUUUCUACUACUGUUUUCUUAGCUUAGGAGCAGUAGGUCCCGGGACUGCGCCUGCGUCCGCGGUGGGCUGGUUCGUGGCCUGCCUCGUCCUGAUUCGACGGGACGACGGCCGACAUGUGCAUGCCGUCUGCGCCUUGCGCUGGAUUUGCGACCCUGCUUGCCAUUUCUAGGUGCACAGGACCUUCAAAUAUGCUACAGUACUACUAGAUUGCACCGCCCCGCUGACCGAUCUGGGCCAAGGAUUUGGCUUGACGCCGAGAUAUCCGCGCUUCUUUUCCGUCGGCCAGCGUUAUUCGCGCAUAUUUCUGCAUCAUUCAUCACGGUGCCAUGGCUCCUGGUGUCUGUCAACCGCUUGCGGCAAAAGCUGGGAGACAGACCUGUUCUAGCUGCUGCUGCUUCCUCCCGCGGCUCUAGUCAAACUAUUCUAGAUUUCCAGGACAACAGACUGCUGAGGUCAUUGGUUAGCAUGCGCGAACAAGAUAACCAUUCCAAAGAAAUUAUAACGGAAGCUAUUGAGAGCUGCAUGAACAAACAAGCAGAGAAUCUGGUGAAUUCGCUGGAUGUCAUCAGUGGAAGGCUGUCACAGCUGGAGUUGUACUGCUACAAGCUUGAAAGGUCCAUUGGAGAACUGCGAAGCGAUGUAAUGGAUUACCACAGCGAAGCAAAUCUGAACUUCCAUAGCCUUGACAAGAACGUCAAAGAGGUUCAGAAAUGUGUACAAGUUCUUCAGGAUAAGCAAGAGCUUGCUGAAACUCAGAACGAGCUAGCUAAACUUCAGAUUGUAUAUGAAGAUCCUGCACAAAAGAGUGAAGGUACUGCCCCAUCAGUUUUCAUGGCCAGGGAAAAUGAUGGCAGUUUCCCAGGUGCAAAGCAUGAGCUUGCCCUUGUCCCGCUGCACCAAGUAAAUCAGUCUCCUGCUAUGCAAUUCCAAAGUUGCAACGGGCUUAUUCUACAGCAACUUGUGCCUGUCUCUUUGAGCACCCAACAAGACCAGCAACACUUGAACCAGUCUACUGUUUACCGCGCGCAAAAUCAAUGCCAACCUGAGCGCAGGCACGCCCAAACAUUUCAACCUGCACCGCAGUCUAUGCAACCGCAGGCCCAGAACCCCCAGCCACAGACUGUAGUUGAGGUACCUCCUAUGACUAGUCAGGCACCAGAGUUCUACAUCCAAGCUCAGCACCAUUGGCAACAUCAAACAGUCCAGGAUGUUCACUCGCAGGCAAGGCAACAACAGCCACAGCCCCAGGUGGCACAACAGCAGCAGUACCACAACAUGCAGCAAGUUCCAGCUCAGAUGGUUCAACUGCAGACAUCUUCUCCGCAGGCCCAAAGUGCACCUCAUGUCGCCCUGUUCUAUCCUCCUUACGGAUCCCAACAGCCCGCAUGUGGUAACACCGAGGCACUUUCUAGAGGCAUGGUUGUGCAGCCUGCCUACUCUACGAUCUCUUCUUCCCAGCGAAAGCACCAUGAAGCUGCUCCUGUUUACGUGCAAAGCAGCGCCAUUGCUGUUCCGAUGGCAGAACAUCACAUCCAGCACCAGCAGACCCAGCAGUUCCAUUCGCCCGGCAAUGGCUCAUUUGCACCUCAGCAAUGCAAGGUUGGUCCCUAUUCAGUACAGGGUAGUGCCCAGGCCUACAACACUGUAUAUGGAAGCCCUCCCAACAGUGCUGCUACUUUUGUUGCUGUCCUUCCUCAGCAAGCACAGCAGGCCAGCGCUCCGAUGAUGCUCCAUCAUCUAGGACCCCAGUCCGUGCAGAAUCACCCUGCAGACAUGGCUGACAAGGCUGCUCGAAUGGGUUACUUGAACGAUCAUGCUGAGAACAUGCCGCGCCGGAUGGUGGCUGCAGGCCAGCCCGUAGAGUACAACACCUUCCAUGACGGGCUGAGCUCUGUUGGCAAUGCGGCUUGGUCUGGCUAGUCGACGAUGGAGAAGCCGCAUGUGAAGCACUUCAUCUGCUCCUGUGACUUUCUCGUGUGAUAUACUGUGUGGCGAUCUUACUGUGAUGUGAAGCUCGCUUUUGAGCUUCCCUAAGGUAUUUGCUCUGGCAUCUUUUAUCAGCCGGCAGAUUGGUACUACGUAUCCUCCAGCCUACUUUUUUCAGCUGGAUGAUGAUCGUGAUGAAAUAAGACUGUAGGUUAGUCGAGUGAUGAUGAUUGUCGGCAUUUGUCCUAUUUUUAAUGGACGCGUAUGCUUGCAUGUAACCUGUUGUGGACUUGCAUUUGCAUGUUUGCGAUCGAUAUGAAAAUAUGAGAAAUUUGUUGGUUUUCA
Molecule: messenger RNA, 2305 nt
Organism: Triticum urartu
Lineage: Eukaryota; Viridiplantae; Streptophyta; Magnoliopsida; Poales; Poaceae
Source: RefSeq, a predicted model, not a curated record